AUGAGCGACUUGGACGAGGCGAUCGCGCAACUGCGCGCCUGUCGUUUGAUACCCGAAGCCCAAGUCCGAGAACUCUGCUACAAAGCGCGCGAGCUGUUAAUCGAAGAAGGAAAUGUGGUUUCGGUGGAUGCUCCAGUUACGAUCUGUGGAGAUAUCCACGGCCAGUUUCAUGACUUGAUGGAACUUUUCCGGGUCGGGGGCGACGUUCCCGAUACCAACUACCUUUUCAUGGGCGACUUUGUUGACCGCGGGUUUUACUCUCUCGAAUCCUUCCUCCUCCUCCUUUGCCUAAAAGUCCGAUAUCCUGACCGUAUGACCCUUAUUCGUGGGAACCACGAAUCGCGCCAGAUUACAACCGUGUAUGGUUUCUACGAUGAAUGCAUUCGAAAAUAUGGCAGCGCAAAUGUAUGGCGAUACUGUUGUGAAGUGUUUGAUUACUUGGCGCUGGGCGCUCUCGUGUUGGGGGCAAGUUCUGAGCUGGAACCGUCUGUGUCGAACGUGGAGAGCACUCAAGCCAUGAUGCCGAUUGACGACGGGGAGCUGGAAACCGAAGUCCUCAAUUCCAAAGGAGAAGUCACCGUGAGCACCUACAGACGACGACAAAGAUCGUCAUCCAAUACAUCAACCGAUUCGAGAAACAUUUCCCCACCAAGAGACAUCUCCGCUGCACCAGGUAACUCAAGCCAGGCACCAUUGCGGUCCGGAGCCCCAGGCACAGGCGCAUCAGGCUCCGGGUCUGGCAGCUACGGCAACACCAGCAGAACAGGUGCAGUCCUUUGCGUGCACGGCGGUCUUUCCCCCGCCAUCGAGUCCGUCGACAAAAUCCGCCUUAUCGAUCGCAAGCAAGAGGUCCCCCACGAAGGGCCCAUGUGCGAUCUCCUCUGGUCCGACCCAGACGAAAUCGAAGGCUGGGGUCUCAGCCCUCGCGGCGCCGGUUUCCUUUUUGGCGGCGAUAUUGUCAAAGGAUUCAACUACACCAAUGACCUCUCCCUUGUUGCGCGUGCCCAUCAGCUCGUCAUGGAAGGGUACAAGGAGAUGUUCGACGGCGGAAUCGUUACGGUCUGGUCCGCCCCGAACUACUGCUACCGCUGCGGAAAUGUGGCUGCGAUUCUGGAACUUGGCGAAGAUACGAGUAACGGCGGAACGGUGGCACGAAAUAGUGGCGAAUACGGACGGAGUAAUGGUCUUUUGAUGGGCUCUAAUGGCGUCGGUUCUUCGGUUGUUAGUCCGGGGAGACGGUACAGGGUGUUUGAGGCGGCCGCGCAGGAUACGAGGGGUAUGCCGGCGAAGAAACCUGUUGCUGAUUAUUUCCUGUGA
This is a messenger RNA of Aspergillus chevalieri, 1317 nucleotides long. Its product is annotated as serine/threonine-protein phosphatase. Gene Ontology annotation, biological process: double-strand break repair via homologous recombination; peptidyl-serine dephosphorylation. Gene Ontology annotation, molecular function: protein serine/threonine phosphatase activity. Gene Ontology annotation, cellular component: nucleus; cytoplasm. Bases 1 to 1317 code for a protein of 438 amino acids. Lineage: Eukaryota; Fungi; Ascomycota; Eurotiomycetes; Eurotiales; Aspergillaceae. The transcript has 3 exons. The record is from RefSeq and is a predicted model, not a curated record.